Messenger RNA from Oikopleura dioica, 525 nucleotides. The record is from the annotation of a GenBank genome assembly. NCBI's taxonomy places the organism in Eukaryota, Metazoa, Chordata, Appendicularia, Copelata, Oikopleuridae.
AUGCGUAUCGAAAUAGGCAAGAAAGAGUCCGUCUUCAAGCCCGUGCCUUACAAGAAACUGGUGCCUUAUCAACACCUGAUCAUUAAAUUUGGCGAAACUGUAUCUUUGAAUAAUCCUGUUGGACUGGGUAUCUUUCUGGGGGGUUUAACUCUUGUUUGCUUCGCGAUUCACAUCUUGAACCCGCCUGUUAUUUCUUCGCUUUCGCUUCUUGGACUCUCUUACGUUUGGAUCGAAUGGGGAUUUGGAUUUUUCGCAAAUGAUGAGACGACAGUAGAGGAUGAACGAUUAAAAGAAAUUUAUCACAAAUACGUAUACGUAUCGACUUACUUGUCAAAAAUCUCGGACACUAUUUCAAAAUACAAGAAGGAUAGCGAACAAGUUUACCUUAUUUUUGUUACACUUGCCUUGCUCGGUCUCAUGUUCAUCGCAUCUUCGAUCAACAACAUUCUUCUUAUUUGGGCCUUUUCUGCAUGCGGAAUCACCUGUCUUGCUGCACUUUUAGAUGGAGAUGUCAAAAUCCGCUAA